GAGGGAGGCAGUGAGCGCUGGCAACAGAUCCAGAUCUGGUGGGUGGGGAGGGCAGUGCUUUGUGCCCCAGGCGCUGCCUCGCUCCGCUCUCGCUACCUGCGCUUCACCUCCUGCAUCAUCCGUUUUCUCCCCGCACUGCAUUCGCCGCCGGUUUGUUGGCCAGUUCCAGAUCAUGUUUUCUGCUCAGCUCCACGGUGCACGGCCGGUCUGCUGACCGACCUAUCCUGGGGACUUCGACAAUGAUAAGGAGAGAAAUCGCCGGCUCUUAUGGAGAGCUUUCAAAUGACCAAACAGAGGAAAGACAUUGCAGUUCUGAUCUCGACGAUGAGAAUGAUGAAGAGCAAGAGGAUGUUAAUAUGUUACGAGACAAUGCCGUUAGCUCAACAAGUCUUUCCUCUAUCUUCGGUAAAGCCUGCCUGAAGAACACAUUUUCUGUAAUUCUUAUCUUCAUCUAUCUGCUCUUGAUGUCGGUGGCAGUGUUCCUGGCCUAUCAGACCAUCACUGACUACAGAGAAAAGCUCAAACACCCAGUCAUGUCUGUUUCUUUUCAGGAAGUUCAGAAAUAUGAUGCUCCUGGCAUAGCAUUGUAUCUUGGUGAGGCUGAGCUCCUGAGUUGUAAGCAUCAUUUUCAUGAUCGUGUUCAGUUUGUGGUGAAUCCAGGCCAACCAGGAGAAAUAGAUUGCAUCAAGGAACACGUCAGUUAUGUGGACCCUUACAGAAACCAAACAUUGAAAUCAGCCCUGGUUUUCCGUGGACCCCAGGAUGUGAGAAAGAAGGAGCUAGUAUUCAUGCAAUUCCAUCUAAAUGAAACAGAAGAAGAUUUCAGUGCAAUUGGCUAUCUCUUAUUCUCUUCAUUUCAGGAGUUUCAGGAGAGUCCUGACAAAGCACAGUUCAUGCAGGACUGUGAACGUUCCUACUCCAUUUGGACUUUCUCCGGAGGUUUUCGAACAUGGGUCAAAAUGUCUUUGGUAAAAACGACAGAGAAAGAUAGAAGUGAAUCGGUGGAAUUCAGGCAAGAGUCCACUCUUGUGAGAUAUAACAACCGUCGGCAUGGUUCUGAACAAAGUGGCCAGUGGUUCUUUGUUGUUUUUGAAUGGAAGGAUCCGUUCAUUCAGGAAGUCCAAGAUAUAAUCACAGCCAAUCAGUGGAACACGAUUGCCAUCCUGUGUGGUGUGUUCUUGGCUUUAUUCAAGGCAGCAGAGUUUGCAAAGCUCAGUAUUAAAUGGAUGAUUAAAAUUAAAAAGAGACAGCAAAAACUCAAGACCCAGGAACUGAACCAGUUAAGUUAAACCAAGGACCCAGUUUGAGCCCUUUGAUGGGAUGCAUUUCUGAUUCACUCUCUUCCCUCCACCCAGGACUUCAUUUGUAUGUUGUGUAGAACUUAAAAAGUUGUUAUAACAGCUACCAGUUUUCAUAUGACUAUAUUUAGUCUGAUGGAAUCAGAUACUUCAGUCUUGGGGAAUUAAAGUUUUAUUUUCAUUCUCAAUUUGUGUAAAUAGGAAGGCUCGGGUAAUAACAAAAUAGUAUACCAUAGCACUGUUAUCUAUAAAUUCCUUUAGUCUUUUUUGGAUUGUGAUUCACUAUGACUUGAAAUAUAGUGAUUUAAGACACGUAUAUCAUUGGGCAAGUGGUUUUUAAUGUCUAUUAUGCUACUGUUAUUGAUACUUGACCAGUGAUUGACAUCAGCAUCCGCUUUGUGUCAACAGUCAUGUCAUCAGUGGCAAGGCAGUGUUCAGGCAUUGCAAUGUACUUGAAUGCAAUGUGGUCCCAGUAAAGAAAUAAAAAAAAGGGCCUGUGCAAAAUUAAUAUUUCUAUGCUGCUAAUGAUUACGGUAUGUGCACUGGUUUGCAGUAAAUGAUAAGUGGUUUUUGAAGUAACCUUUAUAACCUUUGAAGUAAGCAUAGUUACAUCUGUAUACUGCCAAUGUCUUAUAGUUGCUAUUUUGUUUGUAUAUCAAAAAUACAACUGAAGGUUAGGAUCUAUGUACUUUGGAAAUCAUAACAGUUAUAAGCAGUUAUUAGAAAAGGGAAUUAAAUAUUUUGAUGAAAGGAAAAUACAGCUAGUAUUAUGACUAAACCACGAGUCAGUGAAACGUAGUGUAUGUUGGAUCCAUAUGGAAAGGAAGAUUUCUACAUUAAUCUCACCUUCAAAUGUUUUGAAUAAAAUGUGAU
Molecule: messenger RNA, 2171 nt
Organism: Pristis pectinata (smalltooth sawfish)
Lineage: Eukaryota; Metazoa; Chordata; Chondrichthyes; Rhinopristiformes; Pristidae
Gene: pacc1
Product: proton activated chloride channel 1
Exons: 8
Coding region: 240-1289 (349 amino acids)
Source: RefSeq, a predicted model, not a curated record